AUGCCGCCCGACUGCCACCCGCAGGUGUAUAUGGCGGCGAUCGCGCAGCGUUAUGAUAUGCCUGGGGCGUGGUACCUCGACUUCUGGCCCCUGGCGGACCCGGUGCUGGUGGUGACGGACCCGGACGCGGCGCAGCGGCUGCUCACGGGGACGCCGACGCUGAAGCACCCGCAGGUGGGCAAGUUCAUGGGCCCCGUGCUGGGGGAGGACAACAUCGUGAGCGUGAACGGGGAGAUGUGGAAGGCGGGGAAGCGGAUGAUGGGGAGCGGGUUCAGUCAGGGGUACGUGAAGCCGAUGUUGAGCAUGUUUUCGGAGGAUGUGCUUGUUUUUCAUGAGAAGUUAAGGAAGAGGGCGGAGGAGAGGGGCGAGGAGGAGUUUGAGCUGGAGGGGGAGGCGGCCAAGGCUAUUUUUGACGUGAUUGGGAGUAUUGUGUUUGGGAUGUCGUUGGAUGCGCAGGGGAAGGGGUCGGUGUUGCUGGAGGACCUGAGGGCGUUGAUUCAGUAUUUGAGCUUUGUGAUUACGAGCUGGAACCCGGUGAGGAAGGUUGUUGAGUGGUGGCGGAUCCGCGGGGUGAAGAGGCGGAGUGAUGAGGUUCUUCGCAAGGCGGUGCUGGAGCGGUGGGAGGUGAUGAGAGACGAGGGGGAGGUGCCAAGUCGGCGGCUGGCGAAGAGCAUCAUGGACCGGGUCAUUGCGGACUGGAUCCAGAGUGGAGAGGUGGGACCGCCGAAGGGGGAGGUUUUGCACUUGUUGGUUGUGAAUUUGAAGACGCUGCUCCUCGGGGGCCACGGCACGACGACGGAUGCAUUCACGUACACGGUGAUGUUGCUGGGCCUGCACCCCGAGGCCAUGCGGAGGAUGCGGGAGGAGCACGAUGCGGUGUUCCCAGCCGGGCUGCAGGAGAGCGCGGAGAUGCUGCGGACGAACCCAGCCAAGACGAACGAGCUGGAGUACACGACGGCCGUGAUCAAGGAGACGAUGCGCUUCUACCCCGUCGGAUUCAGCACGCGGAUCGCGCCGCCGGAGCUCAAACACCUCGACUGCGACGGGAGACGGCUGCCUAUCGAGGGCUUCAUGCUCGCGCUGUGCCAGUUUGCGUCGCACUUCGACCCGGCCUACUUCGCGGACCCCAAGGUGUUCCGGCCGGAGCGGUUCCUGGGGGCGGAGGGGGCGGCGCUGCACCGGUUUGCGUGGAGGCCGUUUGAGAGGGGCCCGCGGGCGUGUAUGGGGCAGGACCUGGCGAUGGACGAGCUGCGGGUGUUGUUGUUACUCACGGCGCGGUGGUUUGAUUUCGAGACCGUUCCGGUUGGUAAGAGGGAGGCGCGGACGACGUUUUUCGAGCUUGACGCACUGGUGGGAGACAUGGCGUUCCAGGAGAUGAAGAUGGGGGCGGCGGUUCGGAGUGGGAUGAAGAUGAAGGUGAGGCUGAGUGGGAGGGAGUGA
Colletotrichum chrysophilum is the source of this 1440-nucleotide messenger RNA. RefSeq lists its product as uncharacterized. Bases 1 to 1440 code for a protein of 479 amino acids. Gene Ontology annotation, molecular function: iron ion binding; monooxygenase activity; oxidoreductase activity, acting on paired donors, with incorporation or reduction of molecular oxygen. The transcript has 2 exons. The record is from RefSeq and is a predicted model, not a curated record. Lineage: Eukaryota; Fungi; Ascomycota; Sordariomycetes; Glomerellales; Glomerellaceae.